AUGUCGAACACACUGGAGCCUCAGGUCGAGAAAUCGAAGAAGCGCAAGAGGAAGAGGACGAAGCCCACCGACGCAGCAGCCGAAUCGGUGGCCCCUCUGCUGGCGACCAAUGCUCCAGACGCUCCAGAACCUCCAAUCACGAAGCAAUUGCAAGAAAAGAGCAAAAAGAGGCGGAAAACAUCUCACGAAAGCGAAGAUGAAGGAGAGAGUGAGACAGAGGUGCCCGCCAAGGACACGAAUACUGCGAAGCCUGAGUCCGUAGAGGAGAAGCCCUCGGACGAUGAAGACGGAGUCGAUGGCGAGGAUGCAGACCCCGAGCUCUCAGAAAUCGUCAACGCGAGUGGUUUGAAUACCACACCUCGCGGAACAACAGACCUGCCCACCGACGUUGCUCCCUCCCUCCCAGGCACAGACACCGUGCCACAGGACUUUUCCGAACUCAAUCUCUCGGAAAAAACUACAAAGGCCAUCCAGGAAAUGGGGUUCACGACCAUGACGGAGAUCCAACGCCGGGGCAUCCCUCCACUCCUCGCAGGCAGGGAUGUAUUGGGCGCUGCCAAGACCGGCAGUGGAAAGACCCUCGCCUUCCUGAUUCCUGCCGUCGAGAUGCUGCACGCCCUGCGCUUCAAGCCCCGCAAUGGCACGGGCGUCAUUGUCGUCUCCCCAACCCGCGAACUCGCAUUACAAAUCUUCGGCGUUGCGCGCGACCUCAUGAAAUUCCACACUCAGACAUUUGGUAUCGUGAUCGGCGGCGCGAACCGGAGCGCCGAGGCAGAGAAGCUUUCCAAGGGAGUGAAUCUCUUGAUCGCCACUCCCGGUCGAUUGCUGGACCAUCUCCAGAACACCAAGGGGUUUGUCUACAAGAAUGUCAAAGCGCUAAUCAUCGACGAAGCCGACCGCAUCCUCGAAGUCGGGUUCGAAGACGAAAUGCGACAGAUUGUCAAGAUCCUCCCGGACCGCGACUCCCGCCAGACGAUGCUCUUCUCCGCCACCCAGACCACAAAGGUCGAAGACCUGGCGCGCAUAUCCCUCCGUCCGGGCCCGCUGUACAUCAAUGUGGACCACAAGGCCGAGACCAGCACCGUCUCGGGCCUCGAGCAAGGCUAUGUGAUUGUCCCGCCCGAGACGCGCUUCCUCCUGCUUUUCUCCUUCCUCAAGCGCAACCUGAAGAAGAAAGUCAUCGUCUUCAUGUCCUCGUGCAACUGCGUCAAGUACCAUUGCGAACUCCUCAACUACAUUGAUCUGCCCGUGCUGGAACUCCACGGCAACCUCAAACAGCAAAAGCGCACGAAUACAUUCUUCGAGUUCAUCAACGCCAGCCACGGCACGUUGAUCUGCACGGACGUGGCGGCACGAGGCCUCGACAUCCCCAGCGUCGAUUGGAUCGUGCAGUUCGACCCGCCGGACGAUCCGAGGGACUACAUCCACCGAGUGGGACGGACUGCUCGCGGAAGCAACGGCAAAGGAAGGAGUCUGAUGUUCUUACAGCCCAACGAAGUCGGGUUUCUGUCGCAGUUGAAGGAGGCACGUGUUCCGGUCGUGGAGUUUGAUUUCCCAACCAAGAAGCUGGUCAACAUCCAGAGUCAACUGGAAAAACUGAUCGGACAGAACUAUUACUUGAACAAGUCCGCCAAGGAUGGAUACCGCUCGUACCUGCAAGCGUACGCCUCACACAGUUUGAGGUCCGUUUUCGACGUAAACAAGCUUGACCUGGUGAAGGUUGCCAAGAGCUUCGGCUUCGCUUCGCCUCCCCGAGUCGACAUUCAGCUGGGCGCAAGCAUGCGGGAUAAGAAGCAGAACACAGGGAGGAGAAGCUACGGAAGCCAACCCAAGCAGAAGAAUGGGUUCCGAAGAAAAUGA
Molecule: messenger RNA, 1860 nt
Organism: Cladophialophora yegresii CBS 114405
Lineage: Eukaryota; Fungi; Ascomycota; Eurotiomycetes; Chaetothyriales; Herpotrichiellaceae
Product: ATP-dependent RNA helicase HAS1
Exons: 2
Coding region: 1-1860 (619 amino acids)
Biological process (GO): maturation of LSU-rRNA from tricistronic rRNA transcript (SSU-rRNA, 5.8S rRNA, LSU-rRNA)
Cellular component (GO): nucleolus
Molecular function (GO): ATP binding; nucleic acid binding; RNA helicase activity
Source: RefSeq, a predicted model, not a curated record